AAUCUGGCAAUGAAGCGAACAGCUAUCUCAGCCGAAAGGAGAGAAGGCAGUGUGACAUUAUUAUUGUGAGGGUUCGCAUUCGAGGAGGAGGACGCAACUAAGUUCUCAGCAUGAGCUGGUUAAUUAUUACAAAAUAAAAUAAAAUGUUAAUAUUUAGCCCGAGAGUGAGCAACCUUCUUGUCAGGCUGAGCGGCUUUUCUCGGCCUUUUUUCUCCACGACUUGGAAUAUGUCGUCUGACACUCAUUGGCUCUCCCCGGCCGACCGAGAUCAGCAGGUGAUGGAGUUGAGGACCACAGGCUGGAUGGAGGUGGAGGACCGUGACGCCAUUUUUAAAGAGCUUCACUUUAAAAACUUUAACCAGGCGUUUGGCUUCAUGUCCCGUGUGGCGCUGCAGGCGGAGAAGUUGAACCAUCACCCCGAGUGGUUCAACGCUUACAACAAGGUCCAGAUCACGCUGACCACACACGACUGCGGCGGUCUGUCCAAGCGAGACAUCAAGAUGGCCAAAUUUAUUGACAAAAUUUUACUUUCUGUUUAACUUUCAUUUCUCCCAAUAAAUACAAUUGUUCCUCAUCACAAUAAAUACAUUUUUUUCUUCAUCACAAUAAAUAUAUUUUACUUCAUCACAAUAAAUAUAUUUUUUUCUUCAUCACAAUAAAUAUAUUUUUCUUCAUCACAAUAAAUAUAUUUUUUUCUUCAUCACAAUUAAAUAUAUUUUUCUUCAUCACAAUAAUAUUUUUCUUCAUCACAGUAAAUAUAUUUUUCUUCAUCACAAUAAAUAUAUUUUUCUUCAUCACAAUAAAUAUAUUUUGUAUCGAU
Molecule: messenger RNA, 820 nt
Organism: Nerophis lumbriciformis (worm pipefish)
Lineage: Eukaryota; Metazoa; Chordata; Actinopteri; Syngnathiformes; Syngnathidae
Product: pterin-4-alpha-carbinolamine dehydratase 2-like
Biological process (GO): tetrahydrobiopterin biosynthetic process
Molecular function (GO): 4-alpha-hydroxytetrahydrobiopterin dehydratase activity
Source: RefSeq, a predicted model, not a curated record